Molecule: messenger RNA, 1905 nt
Organism: Linum tenue
Lineage: Eukaryota; Viridiplantae; Streptophyta; Magnoliopsida; Malpighiales; Linaceae
Source: the annotation of a GenBank genome assembly
UGCAAUCCAUCUCAAUUCAACUACUUCUCACCGGAAAACAGCUACCGAGAAAACUCUCAGACAAUACGACACCAGUUUCCAAUGUCCACGAGUCCAGGGUGCUGCAGUCCCGUUUCUUCGGUGUCUAUCAAAGUCACUUUUCGGCCCUGAUCUUCCACUUCGCUCUAAGCAGCGCGGAAAGAUGGAAUACCGAAACAAGCUUGUCCUUGCUCCCAUGGUUCGAGUUGGGACGUUACCGUUGAGGCUGUUGGCGGCUGAAUACGGAGCAGAUAUCACCUAUGGGGAAGAGAUUAUCGAUCAUAAGAUGGUCAAGUGCGAGCGCAGAGUUAAUGGUUACCAACUCAUAUGAUGCAAAAAAAUCCAAUUCAAGGAGGUGAUCAUUGAUCUUCAAACUGUUAAAUGAAGCACGGCUUAAGAACGGUAAUCCUUGUAUCAAUACUAGAGACUACUGUCACGGUUUUGCUUCUGCAACUAAUUAGGUUAGAAUACAGUGAUUUGGGAUGAAAAGUAACAACAUUUUUAUUUUUCAUAGUCUCCAUUCCAUCUGAACUGAAUGACCUCGUACAUCAUAUAUCAUGCUGAAAUGUCAAUGUUUACAGCUUGGCUGCCACCGUAAUGACUUGUGCCGUUUGAGUUAGAUAACGCUCUAGAAAGCUAAAUAACAACUCCUGUUUACAGUGGUGAAAGGAAGAACACGAUGAAGAGGAAGCUCACAUAAAACAUUGGAUGUACUGAUUUUGUCGAGAAGGGAACAGAAACAGUUGUUUUCAGAACCUGCCUUCAAGAGAGAAACCAAGUGGUUUUCCAAGUUGGGACCUCAGAUGCAGUCAGGGCUUUGAAUGCUGCUCAACUAGUAUGUAAAGAUGUUGCUGCAAUUGAUGUCAAUAUGGGUUGCCCCAGGUCAUUUUCCAUAAGUGGUGGCAUGGGUGCUGCCCUGCUUAGAAAGCCUGAGCUCAUUGCUGAUAUUUUGACAACACUAAGGAGAAACUUGGACAUUCCAGUCACGUGUAAAAUCAGACUGCUGAAAUGCCCUCAGGAUACGGUUGAACUAGCCAGGCGAAUUGAAAAAACUGGCGUUUCUGCUGUUGCUGUUCAUGGAAGAAAAGUUGCAGAUAGACCAAGGGAUCCUGCUAAGUGGAAUGAGAUUGCAGACAUUGUAGCUGCAUUAUCUAUACCAGUCAUAGCAAAUGGUGAUGUCUUUGAGUAUGGUGAUUUUGAGCGUAUCAAAGUUGCAACAGGUGCCACAUCGGUAAUGGCGGCAAGAGGAGCUCUAUGGAAUGCCUCAAUUUUCUCGCCUGUGGGGAAAUUGGAUUGGGAAGAUGUUAAAAGACAGUAUGUUCGAAAAGUAGAGUAUCCUAUGGGACAAUGACGUGAAAAGCACAAAGCACACUUUGAAGGAAAUGAUAAUGCAUUACUCUUGCCUUGAACUCCCUGAAGGAAAAGAUGUGAUAAAAUCAGAAACAUUGGCAGAUAUAGCGCGACUUUAUGGAGAGGAAAAGUAUUAUCAGUUCGUCAAUGAAAAUAGGACUAUGCUCAAUGGCGGACACAGGGAGGGGAAGUUUAUGGUUGCUCCUGAGAUUUGAUGUCUUUUACCCUUCAUGCUCAUUAUAUGAGUCGCUUAUUAAGAAUUCAUUGUAUCAAGAGUAUACAAUGAAAGCCCAUUUUGACUGUGCACUAACCUCCCAGGAAGAAGGUGAUUAAUGCAUGCCUUUUGUUGGGCCAUUUGUAGUAGUACAUUGACACUGCUGCUGCAUCAUCUGAUUUCUCAACAUUCUGUUUGAAGAACUGCGACGUCAUAAUACAGACUUACAGUCCAGAGGCCAUGUGGGCACUGUUUCGUGCUCAACAUGGUCAUGUUGUCAUACUCUUAUCUCACUGCCAUAUCCAAUGAUUUUAGAACUGACA